Astyanax mexicanus (Mexican tetra) is the source of this 2235-nucleotide messenger RNA. RefSeq lists its product as uncharacterized. The record is from RefSeq and is a predicted model, not a curated record. Bases 260 to 1513 code for a protein of 417 amino acids. The transcript is spliced from 5 exons. NCBI's taxonomy places the organism in Eukaryota, Metazoa, Chordata, Actinopteri, Characiformes, Acestrorhamphidae.
CUUUACAAGAGGUCUUCGGUUGUCAUGGCAACCUCAAGCUUUGAGUGGCUCGUAAGAGCUUCCUCUGACGUUGUCUUUUCUGUCACUCCUUUUCUCCUCCGAUUCGGUUCUACCUCUGUUCCAUCCGUCUCUUCUCUCUUCACACUGAUGGAUCUACUGAAUGGACAGCAGGACAGCGGUGGACAGGAGGACGCUGUGGACGAGCGGAUCUGAGCGAAGGCCUCCCUGUGAGCGUCUGUGUAUGAGCAGGAAUUAACCAAUGAGAGGAAGACGUCUCCGCCCCAUAUCAGCAAAAGAAGCACACCAAUCAGAAGAGGAAACAGAAGUGCGAGAAGAAGAAGAUGGCAUCAAUUCGUCCUUGUGUCCCUUGUGUGGGCGUGGCUUUGACAUGCCACUCCUUCUGCCCUGCUCUCACACACUAUGUGGGCGGUGCCUAACAGAAGGGGCGCGGUUAGACAAAUCACGUAGGCCUGUGGCAAGAGGCAUGUCCUAUGCCUCCUACAGACCGAUCUGUGUUGUUCUGUGUCCACGUUGUUGUCAUGGCGUUGAGUUGCCAUGCUUCGAUUGGUCGUCUGCGACUCAGUGCCUGCCUAUUGACCCUACAGUGACUGUUGACCCUGAGUGUGGUGCACUGACGUGUCAGGGUACGAGAGGACGAGAGGGAAGUGAAAGCGAUGGUAGAGUUACGAUGAAGGUGCCGGGAAUAUCAGAUGGCAGUGUGGAUCUUUCUGAGGAGGAGAUGGAAAGCUCUGUAUCAGGUCUAAUCUUUGCCCUGGACUCCUCCUCCGCUGCUCCGCCCCUUCACCUCUCAAACUCCGCCCUCACCGCCACCUUCACAGGUAACUCCAGUCCAUGGGGUGACUCUGGUGAUCAGUGCAGGUGUCAGGACCCCUGUGCCCCUCUUCCUCAGGUGUGUGGAAACGUGGCCGUUCACAGAGGCCAGUACUACUGGGAGGUUGAUGUGUGUAACAGCGCCCUCUACAGGAUCGGUGUAACCUCAUUGGCUGGUGACCUGGCAUGGUGGUUCGAGAGGUGUGGCCCUGCGUUCCACACUGUUUUUGAUGGAUGCCACGAGCUCCUCCCCUCCGUCCCCCCACAGCUGAAGACGGUGGGUGUGUUCUUAAACGUGGGCGGGUCGUCCCUCACCUUCCACAACCCUUUAACUCAAGAACUUCUCGCCGCCAUACCCGCCCGCUUUACCCCGCCCCUUUCCCCUGCCAUUCAGCUGGGCCACGGCAAGCUUAAGCUCCGCCCAGGCCUGCCACCUCCAAGCCACGUCUUCUCGAGCUGUGGCUCGGCCUAUAGAGGUCCAGGAGGGGCGGGGCGGGGUCGAUGGAGGCAGGAGGUCACCUUCAGCUCCGUGAGGACCGUGAUUCAGAAGUUUGAGGAGAUGGCGGCAUCCGAAAGUGACUCAGGACUGAUGUCGAGUUUUAGCUCCAGCUCCACCCUGGCCUCCCUACCUGAGCCCAGCUGUGGCCUGGAGAGAGCGCACCCUUCUGGGCAAGAACCAUAGACAGCGCUGAGGUUAUCCUUAUUAAAUAGCUUAUAAAAUAGCUAAAUGUGGAACUGUGAAUCAACAAUGUUAUUCUUAAUGGGAAAAUUGGGACAAUUCUGUAAUUCUAAGGGAGAAUCACACUUUUUCAGCAGUUUCUGGUAAUUCUUCAGAAUGUUGAGAAACUCAGAAUUAGUAUUUAUUUAAAACCGCUUGAUCAAAGAGAGUGUUAGCUGCUUUAAAAAAGAGCUUCAUUUUUCAUGGAGUUUUAUUUGUUGUGACAUAUUUUGUUUUAUCAGUAGCUUCAUAUGUCCAAAAUUGCAAUUUUACAGAAAAUAGGAAAAACAUCUUAACUUUCAAUAAAAGUCAAUGGAAAAUAUUUAAUUCUAAGUUAUUUUGGAGCAUUCCUAUUGGUCCAUUCAUCGUGAUUUUUUUCCACAAUGUAAAGAACAACUGCCAAGUUCAAAUAUUUUCAUAAAGUGUAAAAUGAGAAAAAUUUAAGUUAAGAUGUUUGAUUGACCAUGUUGGGGUGGCAUCUGUCAUUGUUAAGAACCAAGAUGAUCACCUUCAACAUGAUUUUUGUCUUAAACUUACUUCAGCUUCUGCUUUAACACCUCCACUCUACACUCUGUAAACCUGUUGAAUGUACUUUAAAAAAUUGAGGUAAUUCGUUGCAUCAAAUGUUUUAAGUAUUGUUUUAUUGAAACCCUUCAGUUAUUAUGCCUCAAUUAAAAGUUAAUUUA